GAGGCGUUCAGAAAAUAAAAGUCGUGGUUAUUUACAACGCCCAACCAAACGCACUCUUUUGAGAAAAUAAAAGUCUUGGUUUAUUUAUCGCGCGCCGUUUCCUUUUUGGUUUCCAUCGCCAGGGUUUCUUCCACUUGGUGGUCGGGUGUUGUUUUGUAGCUCUAAACAUCGGGGGUGAGUGAUGGGGGGGCUGUUACUGGAGCUGGGUAGGGCUGCUGGCUGGCUGGCUGGCUGGCUGGCUGUGAGAGAGUGCGUCCUGUCUCGGUUGCAGGUAGACUUUCAUGGCUCGGAUGGAUUCCUUUCAGAUCAGCGUUCAUGUUGUGAAAAGGCUUUACCCGCGGCCUCCAUUGUGUUAUUUCCAUGAUGGGGUCGAUGUUCUCUCUCAGCUGUUUUUGCUGUUGGUCCAUACUGACUACCCUCCCCUCCCCUCUCUCUCCCUCGCCUUCUCCAUGUAUUCUUUCUCUCUCUGUCAUAGUAUGGAUGAGAGUGGCAGUCUGGCGUUGAUUCCCUGGGAUGAACAGAGGCACAGAGAGACGGACUGGUGUGAGGUGGAGGAAUGCAGGGCCGUGCUGGACCAGACCGCGUCGGACGAUGACGACUUCCUGUACAAGACACCGGCGCUGCUACGGUUCCGAACGGCCACGCCCUCCAUCGAGCUGCUGACCGACUGGUACAUCAGCCGGGCUCAGGAGAUUGACUCCUGCUCCAGACAGGUGGACUGUGCCCUGUCAUUGGUGCGUCUUGGAAAGGAGCGGGAGAUCCCGGGCUUGGAGCUGCUGUCUGACGACCUGGUCACCAUGGAGACGCUGGUCUACGAGACGUCGUGCGAGCUCAGCCUGACCCUCCACGACCUCCAGCAGCUCAGCCACAUCAACAAGCUCCGCCUCCUCAUGAAGAACUCCAGCAGAGAGCGCUACGUGAAGGACGCCUUCCAGUGGAUGGUGCCCUUCCUACACCGCUGUGAGAGCCAGAGAGCAGGCGCCGCGGCCGCCCUGCUGCGGGAGUACCUGGUGACCAUGGCACGCGACGACCUCACGCUGCCGCUCGCCAUCUUCCAGCACUCCAAGCCUGACUGCCAGCAGAAGAUUGUUGGGGACCCAGACCAGCUGAUGUGUGUAGCUCUGGAGUGUAUUUACAGCUGUGAGAGAGAAGACCAGCUCAGCUUCUGCUACGACAUCUUGGAGUGUCUUCCACAGAGGGGCUACGGGCCCGAGACAGACAUUACCAUGUCUCUCCACGAUCAGGUGGACAAGCUGGAGAAGCACCUCAGUGUGGUGGAGGUGCUGGAGAAGCACGGUCUUCAGAAGCCCAUCUCCUACGUGAGGAGCAGUCAGAGCAGCUCGGAGGAGGCCCACCCACUCAUGGUCAAACUCUGCAGACACACCGGGCGCAAGAACCCCCCUGUCAGUGAGACACAGUGGAGAGACCUGCUGAAGGACCUACUGGACAUGCAGCAGAACGUCUACACGUGCCUUCAGCCUGAGACGUGUCACCAGGUGUUUGUGGAGUCCCUGCUGUGCUCCAGCCGCCUGGAGAACGUGCGCCUGGCGGGCCAGCUGAUGCACUGCUCCGCCCUCAGCCAGGAUGUGCCCGUCAGCCUGUCCUUCCGGGGGCGGAGCCACAGCCUGAGGGUGGCCUAUCACAGGAGUGUGGAGCUGGUGCUGGCCGCCGCCAGGGAAUACUUCAACUCCUCCACCACACUCACCGACCCCUGCAUGGACCUGGCCAGGGCGUGUCUGCAGCUGAUCCCAGACUGUCCUGCGGAGAUUCAGGAGGAGCUGGACCUCAUCAGUGCCCUUUGCCUGCUGGAGGAACUCAACGUCAACAUCCUCCCACUGCAAGUGCGCCUGCGCACCAACCGCCUGUCCCUGGUGGAGGAGUGUUUCUCCCAGUGUUCCUCGGCCUACAAACAGUCAUCCCUCCUGCUGAACCUGGCAACCCUGCUCAGAGUGGCAGGUGAGGACGAGGCCAAGCGUAAGGGCCAGGUGUUGACUCUGCUGGCAGAGCAGGCCCUCCAGUGUCUGGACUUCAAGGCCUCCUACAUCCACUGCCAGGACCUCAUGGCAACAGGCCACAGAGAGGGCUGGGAGGUGUGCAGCCUGCUGGGUCAGUGUGAGGGCUACCAGGACAUGGGGGCUCGUCAGGAGCUGCUGGCCUUCUCCCUCACGCACUGCCCCCCCGGGAGCAUCCAGAGCCUGCUGGCUGCCUCCAGCGACCUGCAGACACAGGUGUUGUACCAGGCAGUGAAUUAUCAGAUGGAGCCUACUAAUACCCAGAGUGGUGUAGAGGGAGAUGAGACAGAGUCAUACCAGACUAGUUUGGCCAGUGCCUCCAGUGGGGGCCCCUCAGUGGGGGGGGGCGGGGACCUCCUCCACAGGACCACGGCCAGGACCAUGGAGGUGUUGACCACCACCGGCCUGACCACCAAGGCUGUGCUGACCGCCGUCAGUGACCACCACUGGUGGAGGGACUCUCUCAGCUACCUCCGACCCAAGCAUGGUCAGAGGGCCGGAUCUUCCAGGCUGGGCGAGAGCAGGGAGAACGAGGACGUGGCCAGGCAGGGCUGCAGUCCUUUCUACCAGGGCCUGUUUGAUGAGCCCUAUGUGGACCCGAGGGAGGAUGUGUACUCGUCCUACCACGCCGUGACCCAGGAGGACUUUGCUGAGGUGCUGCUGAGGACGGGCAAACUGGCCGAGACCAAGACCGAGGGACAGACCUUGUUCCCUGCCACCGAGGUGUUGUUGCAGCUGGCCAGCGAUGCGUUUCCCAGGGACAUGACGCUGGCUUUGGCCUACUUACUGGCCCUGCCUCAGGUGUUGGAUGCCAACAGGUGUUUUGAGAAGCAGAGCCACUCGGCUCUGUCCCUCCAGCUGGCUGCCUACUACUACUGCCUGCAGAUCUACACACACCUGGCCCCCUGCUUCAAAGACAAGAGCCAUACUCUCUACAGGGCUGAUCCCAAGGAGCUGAUCCGAUUGGUCACCCAGCACGUGUCGGCCCGCUCGGAUUGGCCGGAGGAGCUGGGGAAGCUGAUCGGUCAGCUGCACGUGUACAACGAGCGUCUGACGGACCUGACGCAGGCCCAGGUGCUCCAGGGGCUGGGCAGGGGCGUGGACAUCCAGCGCUUCAGCUGCGACCCACACUACAAGAAGCAGACCAUCCUCGGCCUGGCCGAGACCCUGGAGGACAGUGUGUACAAUAUCUCUCUGUCCCUCGCUCAGCGCUACAGUGUUCCCCUGUGGGAGGUCUACAUGACCCACCUGGAGUUCCUCUUCACUGACAGCGGGCUUUCCACCAAGGACAUAGAGAGUCGCGGGGAGGCGCUGGGCCUGUUUGAGACCCUGAAGGCCGACCCCCAGGCCUUCCUGAGCCACAUGAGCAGGUACGUGCUGCCCAGCGUGGAGGGCAGCGACCUGGGCCGCCUGCUCCUCUACUACUCCCUGCUGGAGGCCUGCGGCUGCGGCCAGCACGUCGCCGCCGCCGCCAUCCAGCCAGACAGCCACGUCAAGCUGCUCAAGAAGCUCCGGGCCGUGGCCAACGGUCUGGAUUACCGCAAGCUGACCGAUGAAGAUUCCGACCCACUGGCCGCACUGGAACCGGUUUUGACCAGUCAGAACGUGCUGUCCAUCUCCAAACUAGCCAAUCGGCUGCCUCUGCCCGGCGGAGGCGUGGUGUCGGCCAGUUCUGUCCACGCCGUGUGGCUGGGCAAGAUGUUCUGGAAGGGGGACCCCCAGGUGCUGAAACGCCCCCCCCAGACCGACCAGGACUAUCUGCAUGCCUACGACACCUGCGCCAAGUACCUGGACAGACUGGUUCUCUCGGACGCCAUCCGCUUCUUGGACGGCAUCACCUUCUCCCCCGAGGCAGCCAGUAAGCUAAGUGUGGCUACGCGGGGGGAGGUGGUGCGGAGGGCGCUCAAAGCCCUUUGCCAGCUGAGCAACAAGAGCAAGAAAAGGGGCGGAGACGAGGGCGAGCCGGGCGCCGACCCGGCCGCGGGCUCCGAGCGGGCCCUGGCGCACCUGCAGCAGUCCCUGGCCCACCUGGACACGCUGGGCCACGCCUUCAUCCUGGCCCUCAACGACAGCCACCAGGAUCAGCUACAGGGUUACAGUCGGGCCUACGACCUCUCUCGCUCUGAGCAAGCUAAAGUCCACGCCCUGGCUGUCACCAUGGCGACUGACGGCCAGCCGCUAGAGCAAAUUGGCGAGCUGCUGGCCGUGGCUGUUGGCCCUCUCGACCUGUCAAUCAAAAGUGUUCUCCAUGACGCUGUGGAGAGAGUAGUGUCUGACCUGAGUGGAGAUGCUGAUGUUCUGAAUGACUGCCCAGACCCUCUCAGGGUGCUGGAGGGAAUGGUGACCGCCGUGCACAACACCGUCCAGGCCGGGGGCAGCGCGGUCAGCUCUGAUGACCUGUUGGCGUGGCUGCGUCCGUUCUGCGGCGACGCGUCCGUGGCGGUGCGUCCUCGUAUCGAGGUCCUGCAGAUCCUGGAGAACAACUUCCCCCUGAGGGACAGGGAUCUGAGACUGCUGCUGCUCUACAGGACCCAGGCUGUCCUGAAGGACAGACAGGUGGAGAUGGAGGACAUUGAGGAAGAGGAGAAGAGGUACACCCUUUUCUUGGAGCUGCUGGAGGCUGCCAGGAAGUGGGAGGAGUUUCAGCUCAUCAUGCUCCUCCUACAGGCGUGGCCACCGAUGACAAAAGAGGAAGUGGCGGAGACGGAGCGCAACCCUUGGGUGGUCUGGACCUCGGCGCUGCUCUCCCACUGCCAGGGUUCAGAGGUGCAACUGGACCUGGGUGGAGAGGUGGUGGCCAUGUGCCGCUCCCUGUACCCCACCAAACACAAGCUGCCUGCGCAGUGCAUCAGACACAUCGCCCGGCUGCUCCUGGACCAGCCUGGACUGCAGCUCUCCUCCCUCAAGCUCAUGACGGAAAGUGGAGAUGAGCAGCUGCUGCAGCUGACCCUGGAUCAGAUCAACAGCAUCUCAGAGGUGAACGCCUCGUGCUGUGACUCGGAGCUUCUCUCCCUCCUGCUGGACGGAGGGCUCCUGGUGGGCUGCGUGUCCUCGGCCCUCUACCCCGCCCUCAGCACCCACCUGCUCUCCCACCACCAGGAGGGGGGCUGGGACGUCCAGGGAGCCGCCGCCAAGCUCCUCCAGGCUGGCCACGAGGCUCAGGCCGGCUCCCUGCUCCUGGCGCACCGCGGGACUCACCAGGGCCAGUUCACCUUCAACACUGCCCUGGCGGUCCUCCACAAGUGGUUCUGAGGCGCCUGGGACUGGACUCUGGCUCUGGGACUGAAGUCUGGCCCUGAUGCCCACCUACUGGAUGCUAUUGUGGGAGCGGUCUGAACAUUUCUUGGUUUUGGUGCAGCAGUUCCAUAAUUGUCCCGACCAUAUCUGUGUUUGCCAGUAUACACACACACACACACUCAGUCGCACACUCACACACACGCACACACAAAAGCACGGUUCAACAGCUGCUGCUGUCUUUAACUAAUCAGUAAUUAUGUGUGUCUGCGUUGUUCUGUGACUAGCUCCCUUAUUAGGUCUUUGUCAUUUAACGCUGCCUCUCUUCCUUUGGUUUUCUCUAAAUGAUCAGUUCAUUAUUUUCUUAUAAACACAUUGGCCCUAAAGCAACCACAUGCUGGGCGCCCAAUUCGCAUGAAUCCAAGCGUGUGCACUAACUCCAGGGACGUAGUUGCACCCUAAUGAAGUGUGUGUAGUGUGUGUGAUUGGUGGUAGUUAACAACAGUUUGAGCUUCUGUAGAUCUGGGCUCCUCCCCCAUGUUCUAAGACCAAUUAAGAUUCUAUGUAUGUCCUUAGUCAAUAAAAUAAAAACCAAAUCAUUAAACCAAACAACUGGUGGUUGGUGUGUUUGGCGUUUCUUCAUUCCCAGACAUGAAAUCCACCAGGGAACUGACUACUGACUGACUUCUUUUAUUUCUUUACCUCUGUUGGUGUUCUGCUGAAAUUUAUGGUUUUUUUCUUCUUCAAUUACUUUGUGAAAGUUUUCAACGUUGGCUAAAGGCAAGGGAUUCGGAUGUGGACCUUUCAGCAGCUAUUUUUACUUGAAUGGCUUGUAUAAAAACGAUUGUGAAUUCAUUUUAAUUUAUUUUUGCCGUUAUUUGGAGCCUGGCUCCUUGUGGCAGUAGAGUGCCCACAGUUUCUCUCCAUUGUUAUCCAACGUUCAAUUCUUUCCAGAAAGAAUGCUUUUACAAGUGUUUCUUUAGAAAUGUUAAAAGUUCACAAGAGCAAUAAAAGCAGCAAGUGAUGGAAGUAAGUUUGAGCCGAAAAUUCUCCAAAGGCCUUUCUGUCUUGUUACUAAUGUGUGACUCUGUGUCGAUGGGAGGAAGGAACCAUUGGGAGCAACUUGGUAUUGGAGAUGUGCGUGUGUGUGUUCAAUAAACAAACUCGGUGGCCUCAGGAGUGCGUGGGUCAACUCCACUAAUCAAGACAGGUCACCCUGACACGCCAGAG
Molecule: messenger RNA, 6476 nt
Organism: Hypomesus transpacificus
Lineage: Eukaryota; Metazoa; Chordata; Actinopteri; Osmeriformes; Osmeridae
Gene: nbas
Product: NBAS subunit of NRZ tethering complex
Exons: 31
Coding region: 282-5264 (1660 amino acids)
Biological process (GO): retrograde vesicle-mediated transport, Golgi to endoplasmic reticulum
Cellular component (GO): Dsl1/NZR complex; endoplasmic reticulum membrane
Molecular function (GO): SNARE binding
Source: RefSeq, a predicted model, not a curated record